CUCUGCUGUGCUUAGUCACGCUGAGUUUCUGCUUUCAAUUUUCACACACACACACGCGCGCGUAGUCAGUGUGCGUCGCCGCUGAUGAUCCGUAAGUGUGAAGUUAUUACGGACUCAUAGUGACCAGAGGAAACCAUUAAACUACUAAAAAAGAGACAGAAUGAUACACUUUUGUCACUGUUCUGCCGUUUGUGUACUGUGAAACUGCAGUGUGACGCUCACCCAUAACGAGUCUGAUAUCUGUUCAAUCAUCUCAAAAGUUACUUAACAGUCAAAUGACUUGCAGCCCAGUUUCUCAUGUUGCUUUUCAUCAUGUAACUGCCUAGGAAGACAUCUCAUUAUUAUUGGGCUGUUAAAUAUAAUAUAUUCUAGAUGUUUCUUUUUCUCUCGAGGAAAAGACACAAAUAUGUGAGCGACAGACUGGUCGGCUUCUUCUCACCUGACAGGAUCACUGCUGCUGUGCUUUUCCUGGUUCUUGCCAUCACAAAUCAAAUCUGCAUGUGUUUUAUUUGAGCAGUACGAGCGUCAGGUGAAGGUGUACCACUAAAUCAAAUUCCCCUGCCAGAUUAUUCAUGAAAUGUCAUCAUUCGAGAGACAUCACGGACCUAAAUCUCCCAAAGAUCACGUGUGUAGAAGACCGUGAUCAGUGUGAAUAAUCAUGAGCUGUGUGCCACGACCUUUUCUAACAUUAAAUCUGACCUGAGUGACCCGUAAGACUCACCUUGUCUUUCCUCAAUCUGCUGAACAUCGUUUGCUUGCACUGGCGAGCGAGGAUGCGUGUGCCGGGCUGCAGCCGGUGAUGAUGUACGAGGCGUCUGGUAUGACGGAAUGUAAGGCGGAGGUCACUCCGUCCGCUCGGAAUGGGCACCGCGUGUUCAGCUACACGCUAGAAAGCCAUACGGCCGCCGCCUUCAAUAUCAUGAACGAGUUGCGACUAGAGCGACAGCUCUGUGACGUCACGCUGAGGGUGAAAUAUAAUGAUCUGGAGGCCGUGGACUUUGUAGCUCAUAAGGUGGUUUUGGCGUCUUCGUCGCCAGUGUUUCGUGCCAUGUUCACUAAUGGACUGAAGGAGUGCGGGAUGGAGGUAGUGUCCAUCGAGGGAAUUCACCCUAAGGUGAUGGGGCGAUUGAUUGAGUUUGCAUACACGGCGAGCAUCUCUGUGGGAGAGAAGUGUGUGAUUCAUGUGAUGAAUGGCGCUGUCAUGUAUCAGAUCGACAGCGUGGUGAAGGCCUGCUGUGAUUUCCUCGUACAACAGCUCGACCCGAGUAACGCCAUUGGCAUUGCAAACUUUGCCGAGCAGAUCGGCUGCACGGAGCUUCAUCAGAAAGCCCGAGAAUACAUCUACAUGAACUUCAGUCAGGUGGCCACACAGGAGGAGUUCUUCAACCUGUCUCAUUGUCAGCUGGUGACGUUGAUCAGUCGUGACGAGCUGAACGUGCGCUGCGAGUCGGAGGUGUUUCAUGCAUGUGUGGACUGGGUUCAGUAUGACCGCGAGAACCGCCGGCCGUACGUUCAGGCGCUGCUGCAGGCAGUCCGCUGUCACUCGCUCACACCGCAUUUCCUGCAGCGGCAGCUGGAGCACUUUGAGUGGGAUGCUCAGAGUAAAGAUUACUUGUCACAGAUCUUCCAGGAUCUGACGCUACACAAGCCGACGAAACUCAUCCCCUGCCGCACGCCCAAAGUCCCACAGCUCAUCUACACGGCCGGGGGGUACUUUCGUCAGUCGCUCAGCUACCUGGAGGCGUUCAACCCCUGCACAGGCGUGUGGCUGCGGCUGGCGGAUCUGCAGGUGCCUCGCAGCGGUCUGGCAGCGUGCGUGAUCAGUGGGCUGCUGUACGCGGUGGGCGGGCGCAACAACGCGCCUGACGGCAACAUGGACUCCAACACGCUGGACUGUUAUAACCCCAUGAACAACUGCUGGCUGCCGUGCGCACCUAUGAGUGUCCCACGCAACCGCAUCGGUGUGGGCGUGAUCGAUGGCAUGAUCUAUGCCGUGGGUGGGUCACAUGGAUGCGUCCACCACAACAGUGUCGAGAGGUACGACCCAGAGAGAGACUGUUGGCAGUUGGUGGCUCCCAUGUUGACGCGGCGUAUCGGAGUGAGCGUGGCCGUGAUAAAUCGUCUGCUGUAUGCGGUGGGCGGGUUUGAUGGGACACACCGGUUGAGUUCAGCUGAAUGUUACAACCCCGAGAGAGACGAGUGGAGGAGCGUCGCAUCCAUGAACACAGUGCGCAGUGGUGCAGGUGUUUGCGCGCUUGGGAACUACAUCUACGUGAUGGGCGGAUACGAUGGCACGAAUCAGCUGAACACAGUGGAGCGUUACGAUGUUGAAACGGACAGCUGGAGUUUCACCGCGUCCAUGCGACACAGACGGAGCGCACUCGGAGUCACCACACACCACGGACGCAUCUAUGUGCUGGGUGGUUAUGAUGGAAACACUUUUCUGGACAGUGUGGAGUGUUUUAACCCAGAAACAGAUACGUGGACUGAGGUGACUAAAAUGACUUCUGGUAGGAGCGGGGUCGGGGUCGCUGUAACCAUGGAGCCAUGCCAAAAAGAUCUCAACCCGUGUCAAAAACAUUAGUGCCCUAAUCUGUCUCUCUUCAUUAAAGGGAUAGUUCACCCAAAAAUGAAAAUUCUCAUUUAUUCACCCUCAUGCCAUCCCAGAUGUAUUUGAAUUUCUUUGUUCUGCAGAACACAAACAAAGAUUUUUAGAAGAGCAUCUCAGCUCUGUUGGUCCAUAUAAUGCAAGUGAAUGGUGACCAGACCUCAGAAGGUCCAAAAAAUGACAAAGGAGGCAUAAAAGUAACCAUAUGACUCUGUUGGUUAAAUACAUAUCUUCUGAAGCAAUAUGAUAGGUGUGGGUGAGAAACAAAUCAAUAUUUAAGUCCUUUUUUACUAUCAAUCUCCACCUUAGACCAGCCCCAACCAGUGGGUGGCUGAAGGUGAAAGUCACAAUUUACAGUUAAAAAAGGACUUAAAUAUUAAUUUGAUUAAUAACCCACACUUAUGAUAUUGCUUCAGAAGAUAUAGAUUUAACCACUGGAGUCUUCUGGAUUACUUUUACAUGUAUACUGCCUUUUGGGCCUUCAAAGUUCUGGUCACCAUUCACUUGCUUUGUGAGAACCAUCAGAGCUGAAAUAGUCUUAAAAAUCUUUGUGUUCUUCAGAAGAAAGUAAGUCAUACACAUCUGGGAUGGCAUGAGGGUAAGUAAAUGAUGAGAGAAUUUUCGUUUUUAGGUGAACUGUCUCUUUAAUUACCUUUCUCUGUGUGUCAUUAGCACACAAUAAAUGUAUUCAGACUUCAGUCACAGUAUAAAUGAAACGGGAUCUUCAGCGGAGCUUGAAAUGUCAUGAUUUGACUAUCAAAUGAAAAAUGGGCUUGAGGAGUUUUUCUGCACGAUUCAUUUCUUCAAUUGCCAAUGUCUUAGUCGAGCAGAGAACCCUCAGUGUGAAGAUGAAUCACAGCAGAACUUACAGAAGACCAAGUCAUACUGUGCUUUACGUUCACAUUUGCGUGGAUGUCCAGCUCUGCGUCUGUGUUUAAUAAAGCUCAUGACCCCCCCGCAUCAAUAUCUGCUCACCGCAGACGGUGCAGUGUCAGUGUGCCACCAACACAAUACUGUCAUAUAGGAGGUCUGAACCCAAAAGACCCGACUCUCAGCUAAUAAAGUUUAAAAUCACAUUUGACUGCGGUCAAGCUGUUUGCCUAAAAACACCCCAAACGUUUUGUAUUCUGUUUUUUACAUCAAGAUUUUGAUGACCCUUUGACUCAAGAUUUUGAAGUCAGUAUCUUUCACAGAAAUUAGCUGAAGAUCAACCGGAGAACUUCAGAAAUGUAUAAACCUACAAGAAAAAAAAAAAAAAGAGUUUUGAAGCAAUUCUGGAUUUCUCAACUUGUAUUCCAGCCUACAGAUGCAUUUGAUGCCAACAAAUGUAGCUUUUGCUCAAAUGAAAGAUAAUUUUCACCACCUAUGUUUGUAAAACCAAUUUAAGCUGCUAUUUCCAGGGAGUUUUGUACAUUGGUGUUGCAUGAAGUCUUGUACAUUGUUUUUCUUUUAUUUAUUUGAGACAUUUUUUUGAGAGACUUUGUUCUUGGUUGAUUAGCUCAUGUUAAAACUCGAUGGACUGAACUUGGGUUCGUCUUUACAAAUCAAGCUUUUUGUUUACAAAGAGAUUCGUCAUUGAUCACUGAAGUAUAAAAGGUUGUUUAAAUUCUGCUUUGUAAAUUUUACAGCAACCAGUACAUUGUACAAAUAUUGUAUAUUAAAAGCUGACGUUUCUUGUG
Messenger RNA from Myxocyprinus asiaticus (Chinese sucker), 4287 nucleotides. RefSeq names its product kelch-like ECH-associated protein 1B. The coding region runs from base 800 to 2584 and encodes 594 amino acids. Gene Ontology annotation, molecular function: protein binding. The record is from RefSeq and is a predicted model, not a curated record. The transcript is spliced from 7 exons. NCBI's taxonomy places the organism in Eukaryota, Metazoa, Chordata, Actinopteri, Cypriniformes, Catostomidae.